Phoenix dactylifera (date palm) is the source of this 1625-nucleotide messenger RNA. Its product is annotated as peroxidase 31. The record is from RefSeq and is a predicted model, not a curated record. NCBI's taxonomy places the organism in Eukaryota, Viridiplantae, Streptophyta, Magnoliopsida, Arecales, Arecaceae. Gene Ontology annotation, molecular function: heme binding; peroxidase activity. Gene Ontology annotation, biological process: response to oxidative stress; hydrogen peroxide catabolic process.
CUCCCAAUCUCUUCCCCCUAAAACCUCUCCCCGCCACAACCUCCCCUCCUCCCCCAUUUCCUCUCCUCUCCUCCCCGUCCUCUCAUUCUUACUUCCCACUUUUCCCAAAACGGAACCGAUCUGCUUCCCCUCUGACCGCCCCGCACCCCUCUAAACUCGAGAGGAAGCGGAUCCAUUCGUUAAGAUAAAGGUCGAAGAAUUAAAGACCCUCCCGAAAUCCAAAUAGAAGGAGAAGGAAGGAAAAGAACUGAGUGUUCGAGAGGAUGGCGAGCCAUCUCCAGCGCCGGGUCCAUUCCUUCUCCUCGGCCCUCCUGGCGGCGGUGCUCGCGGUGGCGGUGGCCCUGUCCUUCGCGGCGCCGUCGGCCGCGAAGCUGACGCCCAAGUACUACCAGAAGACGUGCCCCCGGGCGGCGGAGAUCGUGACGCAGGUGGUGACCAGCAAGCAGAUCGCCAACCCGACCACCGCCGCCGGCACCCUCCGGCUCUUCUUCCACGACUGCUUCGUCGGGGGCUGCGACGCCUCCGUCCUCAUCUCCACCAACGCCUUCAACCGCGCCGAGCGCGACGCCGACAUCAACCUCUCCCUCCCCGGCGACGGCUUCGACGUCGUGGUCCGCGCCAAGACCCAGCUCGAGAUCGAGUGCCCCGGCAUCGUCUCCUGCUCCGACGUCCUCGCCCUCGCCACCCGCGACCUCGUCACCAUGCUCGGCGGGCCCUUCUACCCCGUCCUCCUCGGCCGUAAGGACGCCCUCGCCUCCAAGGCCGACACCGUCGAGGGCAACCUCCCCCGCCCCAACGUGACCGCCUCCCAGAUGAUCUCCAUCUUCGCCGCCAAGGGCUUCACCGUCCAGGAGAUGGUCGCCCUCUCCGGCGCCCACACCGUCGGCUUCUCUCACUGCAAGGAGUUCGCCCACCGGAUCUACAACCACAACAAUCGCGGCCAGAAUGCCUUCGACCCCUCGAUGAACCCCAAGCUCGCGGAGGCGCUGCAGAAGGCCUGCGCCAACUACCUCAAGGACGAGACCAUCGCCACCUUCAACGACAUCAUGACGCCGGGCAAGUUCGACAACAUGUACUUCAAGAACCUGGCCAGGGGCCUGGGGCUCCUGGCGUCCGACCAGAUCCUGAUGUCGGACCCGAGAACGAGGCCCUUCGUCGAGCUCUACGCCGCCAACAACACCGCCUUCUUCAACGACUUCGCGCGCGCCAUGGAGAAGCUCAGCGUGCACGGGGUGAAGACCGGGAGGGAGGGGGAGGUCCGGCGGAGGUGCGACACCUUCAACAAUUGAUUGAUCUGAAAUGAGAUGUCCUUCUGCUCCUUUGAUACUUGCUGCCGUUUUGUCUGGAUUGGAAUAGAUUAAUUAAUGCUCGAGGAGAUUUGAGCGGGAAGGCAUUUUGGCUUUGAAGUUGACACAAGGGAUAUGAUGAGAAUCGGAGAGAUCACAAUUAUUUUUAUUUCUGAUGAAGUUGUUACUAAUAUAAGUGUUAUAUAUUCAUAUUUAUGUAUCAAUUCAAUUCCUUUGGCGAUAUAACCUCCGGUGAUGAUUAUAGUGUGAGGUACAUGCCAACCUGUUCAUUUAGUCUAGCCUACUUUAUAAAAGGUUUGGUGCUUAAUUUCUUCCCCC